Fusarium falciforme is the source of this 1398-nucleotide messenger RNA. RefSeq lists its product as hypothetical. The coding region runs from base 1 to 1398 and encodes 465 amino acids. The record is from RefSeq and is a predicted model, not a curated record. Gene Ontology annotation, molecular function: monooxygenase activity; FAD binding. NCBI's taxonomy places the organism in Eukaryota, Fungi, Ascomycota, Sordariomycetes, Hypocreales, Nectriaceae. The transcript has 5 exons.
AUGGCUCUCACGAUCGCCAUCGUCGGUGGUGGAAUCGGCGGCCUUACGGCUGCGAUUGCCCUUCGCCAACACCCCGGUAUUCAGGUCCAAGUCUACGAACGGGCCAGUGAGUUCCAAGAGGUCGGUGCACUCAUAGGUCUAGCCCCUAAUGGGCUCCGGACUCUGGAGAAGUUGGGCGUCCAGGGGGUCUUGGAGGACGAGCUUGGAUGGCGCAACCCAACCGGAACACCCACAUUUACCAAACACUGGAGGGCAGGGGAUGUCGUGUCCAACAAUGCCUACGAGCGAGUACCCGAUCGACGCCAUCACUUUUCCCGCAUGCACCGGGCCCUGCUGCAGAAAGAGCUGUUGAAGAAGCUGCCCGAGGAUAUUCUGCACCCAGGUAAGGAUGUGACUGAGGUGCAAGUGAGUGAGGAUGAUGUCACGGUGUUCUUCAAGGACAAGACGUCGACGACGGUGGACCUCGUUAUCGGCGCGGACGGGAUUCGGUCGCAAGUUCGAAAGACCCUUGUUCCCCAGUAUAAACUUAUGGGCUGGGGGGACGCAAUGUUUCGAGCAACGUUCCCGUAUGAGUUGGUCCAAGACAUUGAGGGUCUGGACCAGGACUCGACUCGGUGGCAAAGUCCGACAUCCUGGUUUUUCGCAUCAAGGCUAGGGACAAAAGGCUACGGGGUUACCUUCAACUUCAAUGCCAACACAAAGGAGCUCGACGACUUGAAGAAGCCACUUGAAGAUGUCGUCUGGAACUCGCCUGCGAGCGUUGAUGACGUCCGUGACGCAUUCAAGGUGCGCCUACCAUCGCCCUCAAACCUUCAACAUCCCACCCAGUCCCGUGAAUCCCCUAAUAACCAUAUACUCCCAGGGAUAUCACCAUCCUGUCCCCGCAAUCAUCAACCGGAUACCACCCGCACUCUACGAAGAUACACCAACGCAUUCGGCCCCAAGCUAGAUACCUGGACCUUUGCAGAUCGAGUAGUGCUCAUCGGCGACGCAGCCCACGCCCACGGAGGCGCUUUUGGCGCCGGAGCCUCGCUGGCAAUCGACGAUGCCUACACGCUCUAUCUCGCACUACGAGCCGUCUUCCCACAGGCACUUCCCAUCUCGAGGCCCAUCCGACGGAGCCACAUUGGCCUAGCGCUGGACUUGUACGAGUCGGUUCGGCGUCCGCAUGCUGCCAGGGUCCUGGAUAUUGUGCUGCAGGAUCGCCAGAAGCAGUUUGCGCGCAAUGAGGGACUUAAAGCUGCUGGAAAAGAGGAGAGCGAUCAAGAUUUUAGGGAGAGGAUGAAAGGUAGAAAAGGUGCGGCCUGGCUUCAUGAGCAUGACGUGGAGAAGGCAUUUCAGGAGGCCAUCACUCGUCGAUUUUCAUCGGGAGAACAAAACGGUCACGGGAACCCGUAG